Messenger RNA from Plodia interpunctella (Indianmeal moth), 7522 nucleotides. Its product is annotated as thyroid receptor-interacting protein 11-like. Gene Ontology annotation, biological process: Golgi organization; endoplasmic reticulum to Golgi vesicle-mediated transport. Gene Ontology annotation, molecular function: small GTPase binding. Lineage: Eukaryota; Metazoa; Arthropoda; Insecta; Lepidoptera; Pyralidae. The coding region runs from base 312 to 4604 and encodes 1430 amino acids. The transcript is spliced from 9 exons. The record is from RefSeq and is a predicted model, not a curated record. Gene Ontology annotation, cellular component: Golgi apparatus.
GGAGCGAUCGCUGACGCCAUUGUUCAACGAAUACAAGUGUUAAAAUCUAAAAUCCAGUUAAAAUUCCACGUUAAAUCGUUAUGGGUUAUUGAAAAAGUUAUUCGGAGCUAAAAAGCGUGCAACUAUUGUGCUUUACAUAAAAAUAAUUUACAGAGCGUAAAAUAACCAAAUAUGUGUCGUGUUUAGUGUGUGUCUAUGUUAUACAGGGAAUAGGUUCUACGAAUUGACUAAAUUGUAUUAUGUCAAAAUAAAAAAAUCUAAAUUAAAUCAGUGUUGAAAUAUUAAAAGUUGGUGCGUUUGAUUUUGUGUGAAUGAUUUUAUUAGCAAUAUUAAUGUUUUUAAAAAUAACACUGGUUGAUUGCGAUCAUGUUCUCGUGUUCGGCUCUAAGAAAACCGCUAGAAGAAAUGGCGUCAAAGAAGAUGAUUCCAGUUGGUACUGGGACCCACCUGCUCAGUCGAAAGAAGCAACAGAUAUCGAAAAUAAUUACAAGGUUCAAAUACGAUCUCUACAGAAUGAGUUAUCCUCCAUAAAAGAGCGAAGUACUCUCGACUUACGGCCUGAAACAGACGAAGUGAAUCGACUACGAGAAGAGAACCAAAAUCUGACGACCAGUUUAGAAGAACUUGACAGUCAACAUCAAAUGGCAAUGGAAAAACUUUUAUCACUAAAAAAGGAACUCCAAAAAAACUUCGAAGUUUUGAAAAAAGAACACGAAGAAUUAAAAGCCUCGAAUGAUGAAUAUACAUCUGAGAUUAAAAGUUUAUCAAAUAAAGUAAGCGAACGAGAUAAAGAAAUAGAAAAUCUGAAAUACAUAAAGUCAGAUUAUGACACAAUACAUCACAAAUAUCAAAACUUGGAAAGAAUUCAUAGUCUCUUAAGAGAAAAUGCAGAAAAAUUCCAAGAAGAAAAUCAAGAUCUACAUGAAGAAGUAUUUAAGUUGCAGGAACAAGUUACUAAAUUAGAACAUGACUUGGAAAUUGUUACUAAACGUUCAGAAUUAUCUGAUGUUGUCCCAAGAGAGCGUUAUGAUGAUUUAGUAAAAGAACUAAAUGAUUUGAAAGGCAGAAGGAACUCUAAACCAGAUUUAGAUGAAAUUAAUAUAGAUGAUAACGCAAAAAGCGUCAUAGAAUCUUUGAAACGAGAAAUUCAUGAAUUAAAACAUCAAUUGUCUGUGAAAGAUCUUGAGAGUGGUGACCACAGUGAUAAUAAGAUAAUAAAGUCUGAGAGAGUAAUGCAAAUGUAUAAUAAGUAUGUCAGCUUUGAACUUCCUGUCGAUUAUGUUGGAGAAAUACCUUCUGCAGGUGACAAUGCAGUUCUGUAUAAAUUAGAAAAUGUUUUUAAAACUUUGAACUCUUUCAAAAAUGAGAUUGAUUCAUUAAAACAUGAAUUGUCCCAAAAGAAAUUAAAUAUAAAUCAUUUACAGAUCCAGGUAGAGGACUUAACCACUGAAAAUGAUUUUUUGACCACGGAUAUUAACCAUUUUGAAAGAGAACUAAGUGAAACUAAGAAAAAUAAUGAUUUCCUUAUAUCUGAAAUCGCCGCUUUAAAGAAUACAUCCAAGCUAGAACCUAUUAUUGAAUCCCAUGAGGAUAAUUUAGCAAAAUUAGAAACUGAACUAGCAGAUUCAAACAGGAUGAACAAAAAUUUUGAGACAGAAAUCAACAGAAUUAAAAAGCAGUUAGCUGAGGUUAAUGAAGAAAAAGUAAACCUUCAAAAAAGUUUAAAUGACUUAAAAGAAAAAUAUACUACUAUGUUGAAAGAAAUAGAAAUGUGUAAAAAUCAAACAAAAGCGAUAGAAGAAUUAGAAAAUACUACAAACACAGAAAUGACCGUGAAAUUGAAAACUACAACCGAUGAAGUUGAUGACUUAAAAAAACGCCUUAACGCAUCAAUAGCAAAAAAUGAACAGCAGUCUAUAGACAUCCACAUUAUUGAAAAUGAUAAAGUUUUGCUAACUAAAACAGUCGACGAUUUGAAGAAUGCGCUCAGCGAGAAAUCUUCUGAACACAAAGAACUGGAAGUGCUUAAAAUAGCUUUGGAUAUGAAGUUACAUGAUCUUGAAGUCAAGCUUGAUGAAGUAAUCAAACACAAAUCGGAAGUAGAACAAGAGAGAAAUAAUUUAGAAGAAAAACUCGCAUUGUUACAGUUCGAGUUAUCUUCCAGAGACGUCACAGAACUAGAAUUUAGUAAAGGCAACUCAGAUUUAGCAUUACAAGAAAAAAUCGAUCAGCUUUCAAAAGAUAAUGCUACUUUAUUAGAAAGUAAGGAAAAUGUAGCUUUAUUGCAACAAACAAUAGAAGAACUCAAAGCUAAAUUACUACAACAAGAUUACUUGACUGAUGAAGUUCUAACACUGAAAAGGGAGAAUCACAAACUGGUUGAGAGACAAAUACAAUUGGAAGCAGAGUUAUCUUCUACUGAUAACAAAAUCGUUGAUCUGGAACAAGAGUUCGAAAAACUUAUAAGUGAAGUAAAUGAAAAGGAUGUGAUAAUUGACAAACUUAACUCGACUAUCGCGAAGAAUAACGAAACCCGACAGUCAUUAACCCAAAACAUUACAGAUAUAGAAAAUAGCGUAGAAGUUAAGAAUGAAGAAAUUAAAAUGCUUCGAAAAACACUAGAAGAAGUUCAAAUCCUAUUAAGGGAUACUAGACAUAAAUCAAAUGCUAGCCAAGAUGAAUUAAACAAAUUACAAUUUGAUAAAGAAGAAAUAGCCAAACAGUUGCUUACCAUUACCGAUGAAAUCCAUUCUAAGAAUAAUGAAAUAUCUGAUAUCACAGAUAAAUUACAAGAAAGUGAAAAAAUGUGCCUGGAGUACAAAAGUAUGAUCGAAAGUAAAGAUAAAAAUAUAAAGGAGCUAAAUCAAUCAAUAGUGGAAUUAACAGAUAAAUUAAAAACUAUAGAUAACCACACAGAUCAUAAUGAUGAGUAUAUGAGAUUAGUAAAAGAAAAAGAAGCCACAGAAGCUAAACUCAAAAAUUCACUUGAAGAUAAAGAGAAAGAUUUACUGAGUCUAAAAGAUAGAUUACAACAUAUGGAAAAGACUUGCAAUGAAUAUAAAAGUAUGUUAGAUAAUGCACUGAGUGAGAAAAAUGAACUCAUCAACUUGGUCACUAUGAAACAUAAUGAAAGUAUUCAGUACCACAAUGAAAUACAAAGAUUAAAUCACGUUAUUCUAGAACAGACCAGCGAAUUCAAGAAUAUUAUAGAUGAAAAGGAGAAAUUAGUUCAGAGCCGCACUGAAUGUACAAAUUGCGAUAAUUUAAGGAUAACUUUGAAGGAGAAAGAUGAAAUAAUAAAGAAUUUGAAUCAAAACGUCAGCGGUAACCUUGAUAAUGUUAAAGCAGAAUUAUCAGAAGCCAUUCAGACUAUUAGCAACCUAACCGAAGAACGUGACAACAUGAGCAAAGCACUAGCUUAUCAGUUGGAAACUGUUAAAACUUUGAAAGCAGAAAUUUUACAGCUCACAGAACAAGAGCAGAAUUCGACGCGUGAAUUGGAGAGACUAAGACAUCACCUUGUGGAAAUGGAAGAGAAUUACACUCAAGAAUUGAUGACGUCGGAACAAAAGUUGACCGAAUGCCAGACUCGACUAAACCAGGUCGAGGAAAGGGCGAAGCAAAAUAGUACGGUGUAUACCAGUAACAGUAUUCGAGCAAAUCAAGAAGUGGAGACGUUGCGUAAUCAAAUAAAGCUGUUGGAGAGACAACGCGAGGAAGUGCAAGCUAGAUUGAGCGAGGCCGAAGACGCUAGAAGCAAGAGUGAGGCAGCUUUGACCAAUCUCCAAGUGGUUUUAGAACAAUUCCAAUUAGAUAAAGAACGAGAAAUACACGCAGCCACAGAAAAGAUUAGAAAUAAAAUGGAAGACAUGAAACAUGAAAAUAGCGCAUUGCAAAAUGAAAUAUCCAGGCUGGGUGUGAAGUUAGAAGAAUCGUUAGCAGGAUUGCGGGCGGCCACUAGACUCGGUGAUCAGGUGGAAACAAAGGCUGCUCAGAUAAAUGAUUUGAAGGAACAAGUCCGAACACUGCAAAUAUCGGUGGCGGCUGCAGAGGAGAGGUACCACAACGCUAUAUCCAACCAACAAGACAGAGUCGAUAAGAAUCUGGUGAAAAACUUAGUCAUCAACUUCGUGCUCGCCUCGUCGCAGAGUGCUCAAAAUAGAACGAGAGUCCUAAAGAUCCUAUCGACAGUCCUGGACUUUAACCAGCAAGAAUGCGAGAAGCUAGGCCUGGCGAGAUCGUCGAACCCUUCGGAUGGGAUCGCAGCAGAAUUCGUAAAGUUUCUGGAGAAUGAGUCGCGGCCGAGGGCCCCUUUGCCAAGCAUGAUGAAUCUGGCUCAAAACGUCAGCAGAAGCAACACUCCGCCAUCGAGAAAGUCUUCAAUGAUGGGCCCAAACCCUUACGAAGUCGGCCAUAAGCGCAAUCCGUCAACAGGCUCAAACAAUCUACUGUUCCAAAACUUAGACACAGUUGAGACCUCCUCACAGAUCUCCAUAGACUCCGAUCACAGGGAACCAAGGGUCGUCUCCCAAUUGGACACAGGGGUGAACCAGACUAGGAACAAUGAAGGCGCGAUCCUGAAACACGUGUUGAAGGACAUGUGAUUAGAGGACGCGAAUUAUGAAUUGUAAGUUGUUUUGUUACGUCGCAAAAUGUCUUAGCCGUAAUAAAAAUUAUGGGAUUCCUUUCUGUGGUGUGAUUAUAUUGUGUUUUUGAACACUGGGCUAUUUGACUAUUUUAGACUAGAAGUGAAAACUUUGUGUUGUGCACUUUUUGUGAUGGAUUUAUUUUUAACUCGCGUCAGGACAGGACACGUGACCUGAUCGAAAAUUCGUAAGACGUCAAAAGUGCACAAUGUUAAUAUUCAAGUUUUCACUUCUGCCGGCACUCUCGGAGUCCAACACGUUUGUUUUUUCUGUUUUUUCUUUUGUUUCAGAUGCUUUACUUGCGUCUACAGUUCUUUAAAAAAAUAUUUAUUUUAUUUUAAACGUGUUUUUAGACGCAAAAUGGAAAAAAAAGACAUUUAUUUAAUUUUUGUCAAGUAGCCUAAUCUAAUUCUAUGCAAUUAUGUAAAACUGUAUAAAAAAAAAGCUCGUAAAAAAGAUUUUAAUAUAAUAUAUAUGUAUGUUUCAUCGAAUUGGCAAAUAAUAACAUAAAUUAUAGGUGCAUAUAGGUGUUGUAUUUUUGACAAAGGACAAAAUACAAUUUAAACCUUUGUCAAAUAUACAAUUGAGAUCUUUUUAGGGGAUAUUUUUAUUUAGUUUAGCAUAUUUUUCAUAUCACUUUACUUCAUUAUUCCGCCAUUUAAAAAUAAAUUUAAUAUCGUCUAGGUGCUACCAUCAUGUAUAUUAUUUUUGAUCUGUUUCAUAAUCAUCGUAAAAGUGACAAAAAAUGUCGUUUAUGAAUUCUCAACUGACAUUUAAUUAUUAUUAUUAUUUAAACAAAUUUAUCGUAUAAUUAAAGUUAAAAUUAUUCCGGAAAUACCUAUGCAGUUUGUUCAAAAGAAGAAAAAAAAACUUGCUCGUUAUAUUUUCUACUUUUUAACAAAAACAAUUUGUUAUUUUUUUAAAAUUUAACUAUAUGACCUAUGCCAGUGGUUUCCAAAAUGGUCUGGACUAUGACUCAUCUUAUAGUUUCCAAAAUCGAGUCCCACCUCUCUAGGCUUUUUUAUGCCGGUAAUAUACUGUCGGCAAACUGUUCGCCAAAUUGUGUUGGCUUCAAUGUAUGGUUGGUACUUUGCUCUUUUUUUUGCAGUGUAGAGUCUUCAGCACAUCAACACCUAAAUUCAUUUCAAACUCGCCGCUAUUACCGCGCCAUAGAUGAUCAUACAGGGUAACUUUAUGUGCUGUUGACUGUACUACCAAAACGUGGGUACAUUCUACGAUCUUUCGCGUCGGCAUCCGUCUGAAUUUACUUUGCUUUAGGUUAAAGGAGGCACCCUUAAAGAUUCCCAGAUAAUCUAGUGACAAGUUUUGUGACUACCUAAUUUAUUAUUUUUGUGGGUCAUAUUUUCUCAUAACUUUUCAACGUAUUGUGUCAUGCUAACUCAUUCACUCAAUGAGAUGUCAGUCUUAGUGCCAUUUAAAGAUCAUUCUAGAAGGCCCACUCACGACAAACCAGUUUGAGAAACCCUGAUUCACACAAUCAUCACUGAUCACACAUUAUUAUAAUUUUGCACAAUAUUAAUUAGCAUUUACGAUUAUUCUUAUUGUAUAACAUGUUCAAAGUAUUGUUUAGUCUUAUUUGAUAUUUUUAAGAUUAAUUGCUGUCAUUAAGAUUCGAUUUUAUACCGUCCACAAUACAACUUUGUGUAUAGAGAGAAAAAUUGUCGUCAACUUAAUUUAAUUUUUUUUUAACAUUGAUUAAAUGGUUUACCAAUUAUUCGAAAUUUGUUAUGAGAUAAAAAAUCGAUUCGCGCUCGAGUCCUCAAUUUUUUCAUCUCAUUACAAAUCAUCAUGCAGCCUCCUAAUUUGAAAUCCUUUUUUUAAUAUAGAUUAAAAUCUUAAUGAUAGCUAUUACUAUUGUAUGAACGCCGUCUAUAAUACAAUACAUUGUUACAGUCCAAAUAUAUCUUUAGUGUUUAACGAAGCCUUAAUAAAUGUUUUAGAGAUUCGAAUAUUCAUAACAUUUUAAUCAAAGACAUCUCGCUGUCACUAUCUCGUCAAUUGUCUAGACAUGAGGUGUCUUUAUUUAAAGUGUUUUCGAAUAAUCGCUUUUAGUCUAUGGUGUCUCAUGUCGUACAGAGAACAAUAGUCCAAAAUGCUUUUUAUUUAAAUUACUGACCGUGUUUUUAAUUUAAUUAUUCAAAAUAAACGCAAUAUAAAAAUGGUGUUACAUUUUAUGAAAAAAAAAAAUUAUUCAUGAUUUAAAUAAUUACUUGUGUAUUUUCUAAUGUCUCAGUUACUAAGAAUUUAUUAUUUGUUUUUCUAUUAUUUGUAAGGAUUAUGGACAGCCUAAAAUUAGCUUCGGGCUAUAACACUGAUAAUAAUUUCAAAAAUUUAAUCGUCGAGACUUCCUGGCCACUAGAAUAAGAUGUUAAUAUCGACUAAACUUCAUCGAAUUUAAAAUUUAUUAACAGAUUAUAUAUUGAUCAGUAUAAUUACUACUCACGUAUCGACUAUAGUAUCGAAUUCUUCAAAAAUUUCUCACGUUAGUUUAAAUCAAAUAAGUUGAUUUUUUUCUUUCUAAAAAACAAUAUACUUUUUUCAAAUACCAACCGUUUAAUUCCUUCCGAACUUGUAAGCAUUAUAAUUAUAUUUCCGUACGAAAAUGGAGAAGACAAUUUUAGACAGAGAAGAAGAGAAAAAGAGAGAAAUAGAAACGUUCAUUUUAAACAUUGAUUCCAUGUGUUACAUGUAUUCUUUAAAUUUAUUUCUUAUGCGUUUUCCUGAUAAAUGAUAGUAUUAACAUCUUAUUUAACGCCUUGUAUUUCCUGUCUCAAUUUGUUUUGUAUAUAGCUAUAAAUAUUGUACAGAUUUAUUUUAGCUUCUGGCGUUUUGGAGAAUAAAAUGUUUAAUGAAAA